AAAUUAUUAUUAUUGUCAAUCCACACGCGGUCAAAUAACGUGAAGCACACGAUAUGUACGAUGUCAGAUGAGAGAAUUUAAUAGACAUUACUUUAUAAGAGGUUCAAGGGCUUAAUAGCAAUAUGACCUUAUUAAAGUGUCAAUACUUUAAAAAAAGAAAAUUACAAAGUUAAGGACCGCUUAAUAUUAUCAAAUAAAGUGUUAAUAAGAUAAAAGAUUAAAACAAACAUUCUUCUUCUAAUACACUCUAUUCAAGUGACCCUUUACAGAAUUACAUACGGAAGCUCAACAUUUGGAAGGUGGUAUGAUAUUUUCGUACAGGAGACGAAAGUUUUUCGCCUUUCCUCUCUUCCGCCAAACUGGUAAGCCGUACAUUGAACAAUGAACAAAGUCGUAGAAAGUUAAGACGGCUGGUAAAAUUGGGCCACGAAUCAAGUUGUAAUAGAAGGAAGCCCAAUUUGUAGAGAUCACUUGGGUGUAUCUGUAAUGGGCCUAGAGGGAAUUGUCCAGAAAGUUCUCGACAUCUGCUUCUGGAAUUUCUGCUUGACUCUAGAAAUAUCUCUCUAUGGAUGAUAAUAAACUUAGAAGGAGAAAGUGGUGGACACUCCUCUACGAAACUAUAAAUACCUACCAGCUCCUCUUUCGUAAACGAUGAUCGCAAUUGAAUCAAGCAAUCAGGGAACCAAGCAAACACAGAAAAUUCAAGCUCACUGAAAAUGUCACUAAUCCCAAGAAUCUUCGGCGAUUGACGAAGCAGCAGCAUGUUCGAUCCAUUCUCAAUCGACAUGUUUGAUCCAUUCAGGGAAUUGGGCUUCCCAGGUUCCAAUUCAAGGGAGGCCUCUGCAUUUGCCAACACACGAAUCGACUGGAAGGAAACCCCCGAGGCGCAUGUUUUCAAGGCCGAUCUUCCAGGGCUUAAGAAGGAGGAAGUGAAAGUAGAGAUCGAAGAGGAUAGGGUACUUCAGAUUAGCGGAGAGAGGAAUGUGGAGAAAGAAGAUAAGAGUGAUACUUGGCAUCGUAUGGAACGAAGCAGCGGAAAAUUCAUGAGAAGAUUCAGACUUCCGGAGAAUGCAAAGAUGGAUCAAGUUAAGGCUUCGAUGGAGAACGGAGUGCUGACUGUUACUGUCCCGAAGGAAGAGGUGAAGAAGCCUGAUGUCAAAUCCAUUGAGAUCUCUGGUUAGACGCUUUGGCUGAAAGCUACUCUAAGAUAUAGUAAAGUACUUGAGGUGUGUGCUGUUCAAAAUUUGGUGUUCUCUGUGUGUCUGUCUUAUGCUGAGUCCUCUUCCUUCUCCUGCUUGAUGUAUUUCCGUUUUGAACUCUGUAUGUGAAAAGGAAUGUAAUAAAUUUCUGGUUUUAGUCUUC
This is a messenger RNA of Capsicum annuum, 1362 nucleotides long. Its product is annotated as 17.8 kDa class I heat shock protein. The record is from RefSeq and is a predicted model, not a curated record. NCBI's taxonomy places the organism in Eukaryota, Viridiplantae, Streptophyta, Magnoliopsida, Solanales, Solanaceae. The coding region runs from base 762 to 1181 and encodes 139 amino acids. Gene Ontology annotation, biological process: response to salt stress; protein folding; response to heat. The transcript has a single exon.